AUGGCUGCCACCACUCGAUCAGCGUCACUUCGGCCCCAGGACUGCUCUGAAUCUCUCAGACAUCGCCGGCAGCGUAUCGAUUCCCAGUCGCAGAAGCCAAAAGCGAUGGAGGCUGAGCCAAAGCCCGGUGCCGCCCCGAAGGAGAAUGCCAGUCUCCAAAAAGGCUACAUCCGCAUCAUCAUCACAAACUGCGUUGCGACAGACGAGACUGCCUCCACGUUGUUGGACCAGCUGCAGGCUCUGGAACCGCUGGUCGCCAAAGGUUCUUCCUGUAGAACUUUCAAGGGCAACAGCGAAAAGAUACUCAUCGAGGCAGCCAUAUGCUGCGAGAUCACCGCGGCAACUAUGGGCGACUUUGAGACCAUGAUUCAAAAUGUUUUGCCGGAAUCCAGCUACGAGAUCCACGUCCGCCCCCUGGGAGGCCCCCCUUUCCUUCCCUAUGUCUAG
Messenger RNA from Colletotrichum aenigma, 447 nucleotides. RefSeq lists its product as uncharacterized. The record is from RefSeq and is a predicted model, not a curated record. Bases 1 to 447 code for a protein of 148 amino acids. The transcript has 2 exons. Lineage: Eukaryota; Fungi; Ascomycota; Sordariomycetes; Glomerellales; Glomerellaceae.